Amphimedon queenslandica is the source of this 786-nucleotide messenger RNA. Its product is annotated as protein ANTAGONIST OF LIKE HETEROCHROMATIN PROTEIN 1-like. The transcript is spliced from 4 exons. Lineage: Eukaryota; Metazoa; Porifera; Demospongiae; Haplosclerida; Niphatidae. The record is from RefSeq and is a predicted model, not a curated record. The coding region runs from base 160 to 786 and encodes 208 amino acids.
UAUCUUGCGUUGCAGACCGUCAAUUGCGCUUAACUUUCACGAAAUAAACGUUUCUAGCGUUUCAUGGUUCAUAAUUAAUUUUUGUGGAACAUACGUACGCAUACGUAUAUACGGAGUGCUGAAAAGGUGUGGUAAUACCACACCUAUCUCAGAGUCAAAAUGGAGGAAGAUCAUUUGUUGGCUAUAGUUUUGUCACUGUAUGCUCGCAGAAGACGCAGAGGAAGGAAAAGAAGUGUCUGGGUACGUAGAAUUUACCAACAAAGGUUGAAGCAAGGCGAGUAUCAUAAUCUUUAUCAAGAAAUGAGACUACAUGACCCUGAGAGUCACUUUAGAUACAUAAGAAUGACCAGAGAGAGGUUUGAUCUCCUUUUGCAAGAGGUUGGUCCAUAUCUGCUACAUCGCACAUAUAACUCGUCACUGAGACCACAAGUAAGCCCUGCCGAGAGACUAAUUUUAACCCUGAGGUAUUUAUGUACAGGAAACUCACAAAUAAGUCUUUCCUUCAAUUUUCGUCUGGGUCGAUCUACUGUAUGUGAAAUAUUAAAAGAAACAUGUGAUGCAAUAUGGAAUGCUCUUCAUCUUGCAUACUUGAAGGCACCAUCUACAGAACAGGAAUGGAUUAGAAUCAGUAGAAAUUUUGAAACAAUGUGGAACUUUCCAAACUGUAUUGGAGCCAUAGAUGGAAAACAUAUUGUAAUCCAAGCACCAAUGAAUGCUGGUUCCACAUUCUAUAAUUAUAAAGGAAAGCACUCAAUAGUUCUUCUAGCUGUUUGUGAUGCUGGUUAG